This is a messenger RNA of Centropristis striata (black sea bass), 3332 nucleotides long. It is a transcript of the gene depdc1, whose product is annotated as DEP domain containing 1a. The record is from RefSeq and is a predicted model, not a curated record. Gene Ontology annotation, biological process: intracellular signal transduction. NCBI's taxonomy places the organism in Eukaryota, Metazoa, Chordata, Actinopteri, Perciformes, Serranidae. Bases 194 to 2731 code for a protein of 845 amino acids. The transcript is spliced from 12 exons.
GCGCAUCGUCCAAUCCCGUGCCAGGAGACUUCGGGCUCGUAAUUUUGAACAGACGGCGACCAGGAGCAGCCACCGAGCUGCUAACCUGGCAGCAACAAAUAUCCGAUCAGUUCUCCUCACAGUAAUGGCCGUUUCUACCUCUUGUCAUAUCGGAUGAAGGGAAAACUUUAGUGCUGUGUUUUUGUGCCACAAUAUGAGUUCUCAUGUUAUCACCCCUGGACCGUACCGGGCCACAAAACUGUGGAAUGAGGUGACUCGUUUGUUUCGGGCCGGUAUGCCCCUCAGGAAGCAUCGGCAGACCUUCCGGCACUACGCCUCCUGUUUCACCGCCUCCGCCGCUGUGGACUGGAUGCACCAGCUGCUCCGCAACAACAGCAAUUUUGGCCCUGAUGUCACUAGGCAGCAGACAGUGCAGCUCUUGAAGAAGUUCCUGAAGAACCAUGUGAUCGAAGAUGUGAAGGGUCGCUGGGGCACAGAGGAUCUGGAGGACAACAACGUGUUGUACAGAUUCCCCCAAACGUCUCCUCUGAAGCCCAUUCCCCGUCCUGCUGCCUCGGCUCCUGGCUCGGUUAAGAAAAGGCCUUCAUUCAAGGACAAGGACGGUUUCUUCAGGUUUAGGAAGAAGCAGCUUGAGAAGGAGACACUGGAAAAUGUAGAUCCUGCUCUCCAGGCAGGGGGAGAGAAGGAGCCGACGGGGGAGCAGCAGGCGCAGAGACGAGAGCUGACGGUGGAGGAUGAACAGGAGAUCUGGAGAGACAUCACUCUGACUCACCUGCAGAGGAUUCUGGGUGUUGCAUCUCUGGAUGAAGUUCUAGAACAACGCUCGGUAAACCCACAGAACAUCAUCCAUAAUAUGACCAAAGUCAACAAGCACGGUGUGGUCACACUGGACGACAAAACUGAUGACCUUCCACACUGGGUCUUGUCUGCUAUGAAGAGCCUGGCCAACUGGCCGAAGUACGACAGCGCCCAGCCGUCCUAUCCCGGCUUUGAGAGAGACGUCUUCAAAACGGUGUCUGAUUACUUCUACAGCCUCCCACAGCCACUACUCACAUACCAGCUGUAUGAGCUAUUUAUCAACGUGUUGGUGUUUUGUGGGUACGUUGCAGCGCCCACGGUGCACCAACGUGGGAAACGCAAGAAGCCUGACCUCCCCUCAGCUCCUCCUCCGGCCAAGACGUCUUUCCGCUCCACAGAGUGUCUCCUCCUGUCUCUGCUCAGACAGGGGACGUGCGACGAGGCGGAGUCGCCGAUGGGAGAGGUGCUCGGCGGGAAGCUGCGGUCGCGGCUAGCGGCGCUGAAAGGAGCCGGGGACGGUCAGUUAGGAGGCAGCUGUGUGAGUCUGAGCACAGUGGGUUUUACCAGGCCUCACACCAGGAGUUGCUCACUGGAAACCAUCCUAGAUGACUCCGCCUCUGUCACAAGGCAGCAGCUGUUCCUGUCCAAUGACAGCCUGGCAUCCUGCUCCUAUAGUAACAGGAGCCCUACAGACAGUCACACAGACUCUGUCCCCAAAGAAACCUCCUCUACUUGUGAAACCGCUGCAGGAGGUACGGCCAGAAAGAGACCGACAGGCGUGCAGAGGUCUCGCUCCAUGCGGCCGCACAGCGUGGGCAGCUGUCUGGACAUUGUGAUAGAAACCAGGGAGGAAGACGUGACGGAGUCCAAGCUGCAGAGCCGAGCAGCCAGCUGCCUGAACGUGAACGCUCCAGCAGAUCAGCAGCUCUCCUCCACAGCUUCACGCCCUGCUUCCUUAUCUUCCUAUCAUCCCUCGCUCUCCUCCUAUCAUCCUUUCUCCCAUUUCUCUUCAUCUGCUUGGGCCAAACUACAAGGGCCUCCCGCCGCCUCAGGACCCAGCGGGCCCAGACCCGCCUCCAGCAUCUCUAACCUGCGGACGCUCCCUGCGCCCGCUGUUGUCCGCCGCUGCCUCAGCUCUCUGGACGUGUCGAAGCUGUCUCGACCCGUUUCACUGUUCAAAGCGCCUGUCUCUGUGCCCACCAGCAUCCCCCAGCCCCCACAACCCAAACCUGAGCACAGCCUUCUCCAGCCCCAGUGUGAGCGUGUGGCCAUUGAGGCCUUGCAGCUCUGCACCCUCCUCCUUCCCCCCACCUCCCGCAGGAAGUUGCAGCUCCUGAUGAGGAUGAUGUCACGCAUCAGCCAGAACGUGGACAUGCCCCGCCUCCACCCCGCCAUCGGCACCCAAACACUGAUGGUUCACACGUUUUCCGGCUGUGUCCUGGGCAGCGCUGAGGAGUGUGAUCUGGACGAGCUGUUAGCUACCAGACUGGUGUCAUUUCUCAUGGACCACCAAGAAAGCAUCCUCUCGGUCCCAGAGUUCCUGCUCAGCGCUAUCGGCGACCAUAUACAGUACCUGCGCUCUGCACAGGUCCCAACAGAUGGUGUGUCUAACAUUGACGGCGGCGAUCCCGUCUGCGUCCCGAUGCCCAUCUACACUUUCUGCCGUCAGAUCAGCGGCGCCGAGUUUGAACAGCAAAAGCUGGAAUCUUCCCAGAAGGCCAUGGAGGAGCUGCUGGAGCUGCUGCUGAGCGACCAAAACAUGAGCGAGAAGGACCGACGCAAGAAACUGAAGCAGUUUCAGAAACAGUACCCAGACAUCUACAGCCGGCGGUUCCCCUCCUCAGACCGGGAACACAAGACUGACAACAAGCCAAAGAUUAAACCUCCACUCCUCAGCAUCAAGAAGACCAAAGCUUUCAGCAUCAGGAACUGAACCGUCACCGUUCUAGAGGCCACAGUCCUGCUGCUGCACUCAAACUGCACUGAAACUCAGAGAACACUUGUCUGUGCAGCCAUUCACCUUGUUUUUUGUUACUUUGGAAAUACUGUUAGUCCUGUUGUGUGUUGCAUUUAUGUAGUGAUGUGAGAGUUAAUGCAGACUGGAAGACUUCUACAAGGGUACAUGCAUAGUGUGUGUGUGUGUGCGUGCGUGCGUGCGUGUGUGUGUGUGUGUGUGUGUUAGAUGAAGGCAGGAAGACCAACAGUUGCUCCUUAUAUCAACUUUUUUAUCAAGCUUUUUUUGUAAACUUUUGAAUCUGUUUUGUUUUGGCCCUCUUUGUGGCUCAUACUGACGUGUGUGUGUGUGCACAAACAAACUUCAGAUUGCAUUUGGGAAAAAUGAUUUAGCAAUUCUAAGAUCACUGGUACAAAUGGGAAUAAUUAGGUGAUAGAUUUGUUAAUUUAUAUGAACGAAGACAUUGGGAGCAGAGCUAGACGUGUCUUUGCUCGUCACGUUAGACUUUAAAGACUUUACUUAACAUUUUAUAUCAGAAGUUUUAUUUGAUAUUAGUCUUAUUUCCUAUUUUUCUUUCUUG